AUGGCAAUGGCGCUUUUCCAGUAUCUUACUGUGGUAGUAGGCCUGUCAGUUGUCUCAACCGCCACAACCCCAAACAACAGCUAUGGAACCUUCAUAAACCCCUCUUCUCAAGUGCGACCUUUCUUCAGGUACUGGCUACCAGAUGCUAGUGUUGAUCCGACGGUCGUAGCCUCUGAUAUCCGCUCCGCUGCAGAGGUUGGUGCCGGGGGCAUCGAGUUCCUCGGUUACUACGGGUAUGGAGGCGAUGCUGUGGGAAGCCCGCCCGGGUCCGACUGGGUGACAUAUGGGUUUGGCAGUGCACCGUUCCAGCAUUUAUUGCAGGUGGCCUUGGAAACUGCCAAGGAGAACAAUGUACUCGUGGAUAUUGCAAUGGGUCCGAACCAAGGGCAGGGGGUGCCUGCGUCUUCGGAUGAUGACGGUAUCCAAUGGGAUCUGGUACCAUUUGUCCAGAGAGUGCCAGUUAAUCAGACGAGGGACCGUAUCCCAGGGUGGGGUGAAGGAGAUCUAGUUGCCUGUGUCAUUGCCUCAGCAGACAGCAUGGCAAAUGUGUCUUUGGCCAGUGGAUCCGGUUCCUUAAGCACCACGCCGCCUCAGGAGUCAUACAUCGAGUUGGUCCUAGACGAGGAAUCUCUUCAAGACGUAUCACAAAACGUGUCGUCAGAUGGAAUCCUAGCAUUGCCAUCGUCGUUGUCAUCACGCGAUCUAUUUGUGUUCUCCUUCUAUCAGAAGAGGACCCUGCAUAAGGCGCUUACAGUAAAGUCUAACCGAACCGACACGAUCCUAGCAAAUGGCUCGUUUGUGGUGGACCAUUUCAGCAAGGAGGGAGCUAGGACAAUGAUCAAUUACUGGAAUGAUCACAUCCUUACAGAGGAAAUACGGCAACUCCUGUUGGAUGUGGGAAACUAUGGCUGGGAGGACAGCAUGGAAUUCCAGUCCAACAUAACAUGGACACCGAAGCUGCCGAAUGCGUUCUACAAAAAGUUUGGAUAUCCUCUAGGGAAAUUUCUCCCGCUCCUCAUUUUCGGCCAGAAUAACAUAAUGGCUCAAGCCAGUAACCCCGGGUUGGUAAGAGCCGUCUUCAAGAAUAGCGUGACCACCGACAAAUACAUCAACGAUUAUCGCUCCGUGCUGGCUGACGGGUAUGGGAGCUUCUUGACCACAAUGCGAGAAUGGCUGAAUCAGGAUAUUGGACUCCAAUACUCAACCCAGGUCUCGUACAACCUGCCUCUGGAUGCAUUGACAAACAUACCAAAGGUAGAUGCCCCCGAGUGUGAGAGCCUGCAGUGGAAAGACAACAUCGACGGGUACCGGCAAUUUACAGGUCCUGCAUACCUUUCUGGGAAGAAGGUCGUAUCGAAUGAAAUGGGGGGUGUUUCGUCCCGCGCAUACUCCCUGACAAUACCAGAGCUGCUGCAAAGCGUGAACAAGGCGUUUGCUGGUGGUGUUAAUAGGGUUGUUUUGCAUGGCCAGCCGUACAGUGGGAACUACUACGGUACUAGGUAG
Penicillium digitatum Pd1 is the source of this 1503-nucleotide messenger RNA. RefSeq names its product Glycoside hydrolase, family 2, N-terminal. The record is from RefSeq and is a predicted model, not a curated record. Lineage: Eukaryota; Fungi; Ascomycota; Eurotiomycetes; Eurotiales; Aspergillaceae.